This is a messenger RNA of Orbicella faveolata, 3545 nucleotides long. Its product is annotated as kinesin heavy chain-like. Gene Ontology annotation, biological process: microtubule-based movement. Gene Ontology annotation, molecular function: microtubule binding; ATP binding; microtubule motor activity. The record is from RefSeq and is a predicted model, not a curated record. Lineage: Eukaryota; Metazoa; Cnidaria; Anthozoa; Scleractinia; Merulinidae.
AUGGCAGACGGUCAAACGAAGCUCGCACUCGCUUCUUGCCUUGCCUUUGCGGUUUUACGCCUUGUACACAAUGCUUCCAUACCCGGUGGGGUGACCAAGAUUGAGCGGGAAAAGUUGGCGAGUCACACAGAGCUUUUAGAAGGACUCAAACAGGCCGUGCGACUGGAAAACUCGCGAGAGCCCAAGCCGUCAUUCAAGUUUGUUUACUUGCCGUACACGCUCGACGCGUCGAGCCAAGUUGUUCAAGGAAUAAUGUACCGCGCGAACGUAAAGAUUGCGCCUUCAAAUUGUUUGAAUGCUUUGAACGAGACCAGGGAAGGAAUCGAAGCGUGUGGAGUGGACUUCCUAAAGCCUGAAGUAUUAAAGCAAGAGAAAUGUUGCGCGUUUGAAAUCUGGUCGCGGCCUUGGUUAGCGGGACAAGAACGCUUAGUGGUUCAAAAAGCGGAAUGUACACCGUCUUUUACAGCAGGACAAGCACAGUCUGGUCACUUCCGUGUGACGAUGAAGCUUAGUGUUUAUCCUGUGUGUAACUUACACAAAGAGUUGGCGACACUUUACCGACUUCGGCAGUUGUUUGUCAAAGAUUUGCAGGCUCGAUUAAAAGUGACCAACGCGGACACGGACGCAGAGGAGGAAGGGGGAAGUCAAGCACAAAAACAAAAGAUUGCUUUUUUAGAGAAUAAUUUGGACCAGCUAACGAAGGUCCAUAAACAACUCGUUAGAGAUAAUGCCGACCUGAGGUGCGAACUGCCCAAGCUAGAGAAGCGCCUGCGAGCAACGCAAGAGCGGGUGAAGUCAUUGGAGCAGGCUCUGAAAGAGGCCAAGGAAGGCGCGCAGAGGGACCGGGCACGAUAUCAGAAGGAAGUGGAGAGAAUUCGGGAAUCCAUGAGGCAGAAACAGGCGGCUGCUAGGAAGGGUGCCCAAGGACAUAUCGCCAAACCUAUCCGCCCUGGCCAGCAGCCAACAUCACCCAGUGUCCGUCCCAGCAGCAGUUCCGGCAUUGGUAGUGCCUUAUUGGGUAUGACACGUCUGGCUGGCGGAGCAGUCAUGGGUUCCAACGUUCCCAACAGUCCCAGCACGCCCAGUAUACCCAGCUCGCCCAAUGGUGCCACCAUAGUGACGCCCGUAAUUCGUGGCGGGAAAGGCUCGGAACCCGUGGUGACGUAUAGCAAGAGGAUACGAAACGCAGUUAGUACGGAGUCUCUUAAUCGCCCCUUGCCACAGGGGAGUCCUAGUUUGAAUGGCGCCCAUUCCUCGCCAGAUUACGAGAAAAGGCGCGGUUCAGCAGCUUCAACUGGCGCGGUUACUCACUCCUCCAAUGCGCACAUGCGCGGUGCGGCCAGCGUGGACCGCCUCAACUUAAUGGGUGAAGGGAAUUCUGGACGAAAAUUGCCGUCGAUGCCGGACUCAGUGCAACGGUCACCGUUGAAAAUUUCAGGUCGUGAAGGAGAAAUAGCAGCUCUGAAGAGGAGUAGCAGACGGUCAGCGUCAUCACACAAUUUAGUGAAUAAUGCAGAUGGUGGGCCAUGGGAGAUGAGGAAACAAUCAGCCUCUUAAAGUCUAAAUGUCUGGCACAAGACAUGUCAUAUGGCGUGGCGGAUGUGAAUUGAUUUCUUCUAUUGCGUUACGCGUGACUUAUGUGAAGUCAUAAAAAUAACUGCUAGCCAAAUGUGCCUCGUCAGGCCAACUGCUGUUAGUGAUCUAGUUAUUGACAUUGUUUAUUUCAUGACACACAACUCGACGUUAGGAGAAUGCGAAAAGAGAUCGAAAACACAAGUAUUUACAACUGGUUUUUGGAUAACCAGAAACGCAUGAUCUAGCACAGGAAAAAGUUGGUGGGGGAGGUGGGAAAAUAUCCCAGGGGGGAUAUCCAAAGUAUGUUAUCCCUGGGGAGGCUUCUCUAUAUACCUUAUUGUGUAGAAAGAUGUUUAUUUUUAUCCCUAAAAUGAUACUUCCCUGAACCCGCAGGAAGUAUCCUCAGUGUGUUAUCCCUGGGGGACUUUUAUAUAUCCUCCUUGGGAUUUUUCCAGAGGCGUCGGUAGAGGAAUAGGGCUUAUUUCGGGAUAAAUUCCAGAUAGACAAAAAUUGGUGUCGUGCAAAAUGAAGCAUUUAUAUUUUGUGUACUUUGAGUCCUAUUUAAACCGUUACUAAGUUUCUUCCACUGGACUGAAAAACAUUUUAGCGUAUCGGUAUAAUUUCGAUUUGUUUUACUUCUAAUCUUUUUAACUUCAUUAUCUGUAAAUAAUGUUGUUCUACCAUCUUUUUUCUUUGUUUGCUCUAUCCGUUUCAAAUAGCAGAGGGGUUAGUUAGCGUCAUAUGGCUUUGAAAAACUGUAACUUUUAUUUAGACCUGGGCUGAAAAAUUUGCUUUUUACGUUACAGGUCGUUUACGAUUUACUUUAUCCAUAAUGAAGCCUGCGUUUGGUUUUGGCCCGACUGGAAACAUUUCCGAGAGAAACGAAAUUUUCUCAUCUAUUCCAACCGAUUUUCCAACAGGAUUGGCCGACCAGAAUGGUCUGACACAAAACUUGAUCACAAAGUGUUUUUUGUUGUUGUUGUUGGUUUUUUUUUUGAAUGAAUUUAAACUAAAUGUCUUCCCUCUGAACCUAACAAGCGUUUAAUACCAGAUGUUGUUAAUAACGAUGACUUAUUACUGUGACGUAUACGCUUCUCGACAAGCAGCCUUGAUCCCAGACUCUCUCCUUUUCCUCCCUUGUCGUUGGCAAAGGCGAGAGAGCCUGGGAACGAGGGUGCUCGACAAGGAACAACUGCGUUUGUUGUGAACUGAUUAUGACACAAAGUAAAUGGUAAACAACCUGUAUGGUUCUCUUCAAUGAAGGCUUUCCCAAAUUUACAGCAUGCUGCACUUUGCUAACGUACUGUUCAACCGAUUUGAUGUACUUAUUUUGUUAAACGAAGCUGGUGCUUUUCAAGUUUGUGCCGAUAGCAAACUUUUGUUAUUUUUUUUCGCUUUGUCGCUUGUUUUUUUUGUCAUCAGGAAAAUCUUCACUAGUGCAGAAAUUUCAAAGCCAAAGCUAGUAACAAUAGAGUUAACAAACCCAGGGCAAAUUUUAUUUAUUACUUGGAAGGUGUAGGUCGUAUCUUCCGAGAAAUAGCGAAGAUUGUCCGAGAAAUUGCCGAGGAUUUCCGAAAGAUAUCACGUGGUCCUUUCGGUGUCCGAAGGUCUAGUAACGUGAAAAUUUAUUUUAAAACGUAGAACAUUUUAUCGCUGUUAGUUUACGGAGGAGUUUGCCAGAACGGUGUGCGUCCAGCUGGGAACAUUUUGGCGGUAAUUAGGAACGCGCGGCUAAAUGAAGUAGAUAAAUUUAAUUGUUACAAGAGUCUAUUUUUAAAUUUAGGUGUCUACAACAUUGAGAGGGUCGGUUUGACAGCCUAGGUGGGACAUACUGCAUGUAAACUGAGCCCGGGAGCUUUUUUAUUGUUAUUAUUUGAGCUUUUCUCGACUGAACUGCUGUUUAAGACGAUGUGACGUUAAUUAAAUUCAGUAGUUUCGAGAAGACAAUAAAAACCGACUCGCAAAAAAAA